UAUGCUUGCGAAGAUGGGCGCUUUGAUACCAGCCGAGAAUCCAUUGUUUUGACGGCACUAACACUUCUGAAGAGCCAUCUUUUCAACUAUCAAGGUUAUGUUCAGGUUGCUCUUGUACUUGGUGGAGUUGAUGUUACCGGAUCGCACCUGUACACUAUAUAUCCCCGUGGCUCAACGGACUCAUUGCCAUUUGCUACAGUGGGUUCAGGUUCUCUUGCUGCAAUGUCUGUAUUUGAAUCUAAAUACAGAGGAGGAUUGAUCAAAGACGAAGGCAUAAAGCUUGCGGCUGAGGCAAUAUGUCCGGGUAUAUUCAAUGACCUUGGAAGUGGAAGCAAUGUCGAUGUUUUUGUGAUAACUAAGGGUCGUAAGGAGUACCUCAGGAACCAUCUGCAGCCAAAUCCCCGUACAUAUGUCAAUGUGAAAGGCUACUCUUUCCCGAGGAAGACUGAGGUUCUGAUUACGAAAAUCACUCCACUCAAGGAGAAGCUCGAAGAAGCUACGGCUGACGCAAUGGAAGAGCAGAAUACUUAGAACACACUGCUGCAAAUAUUUUGAAUUGUUGUAUUGAACUUAGAAGUCGAACAAACUGAGCUGAAAACAUUCACACCAAAAGCUCCUGGAAAUGUUCUCCACCUGUUUAUCUUUUAACUUAUUAAGAGAAAAUGACCUGAGGGUUGUAUUUUCAGAGUUUAAGAAAAGGUAAUUUUGUUCCCACUCUUUCUUUUACUCUCUAU
Punica granatum (pomegranate) is the source of this 734-nucleotide messenger RNA. The record is from RefSeq and is a predicted model, not a curated record. Lineage: Eukaryota; Viridiplantae; Streptophyta; Magnoliopsida; Myrtales; Lythraceae.